AUGAAGAACGUUUCUCUCAAGAUUUCACUCUUGAUCUUCAUUUUGGUCAUCACAUCUAAUCUUGGAACAGAAGCAAGAGAGCUAAGCGGAGUCGAAGUUAUCGCCGGAAGUGGCACCAGCAGAACAGUGCAGCAGGAACGUCCACCUUGCAAGAGGGAUGUCGACUGUUCCUUUGCAUGUCCCAAUGGAGGCUUUUGCAACGAUCGCCUUGGGACUUGUGAUUGUUUCUAA
This is a messenger RNA of Arabis nemorensis, 231 nucleotides long. Lineage: Eukaryota; Viridiplantae; Streptophyta; Magnoliopsida; Brassicales; Brassicaceae. The record is from the annotation of a GenBank genome assembly.